Messenger RNA from Nerophis lumbriciformis (worm pipefish), 384 nucleotides. The record is from RefSeq and is a predicted model, not a curated record. NCBI's taxonomy places the organism in Eukaryota, Metazoa, Chordata, Actinopteri, Syngnathiformes, Syngnathidae.
AUGGUGCGGACUAAAGCUGACCGUGUCCCUGCAACUUACAGGAAAGCCGUGGCAGCUACAGCGCCCCGGAAGUCUCUGGGCUCCAGCGCGGGAAACUCCGCCUCCUCUUCGUCCUCCGGUCAAGCUUCUACUCCUUCCAAGAACAAGUACGCGGGAGGGAACCCCGUGUGCGUUCGGCCCACCCCCACUUGGCAGAAAGGCAUCGGCGACUUCUUCGGCGGUCCCGGAAGAAUACCCGAAAAAGAAAACCAGAAGCCCAGCCAACACGAUGAUGACGAAGGCCGUGAGGAAGCUGGCGACAAAGAGGCGGCCGGGGGUAGCGGCGUGUCCGCGACCGCCAAAAAGUCCAGGCCACUGCCAGCUUAUGACGACGAAGACGAAUGA